GAUGGCGUCGUCACUGUGGCGGUGCUCCCAGCUGCUUGGUAAAAAUGUUUUGCCACCUUGCUCCCGGCCACUGGUGUCCUCCUGUUUUAGAGGAGAGGCUUACAGAUUACACAGGAGUGCAGCAGCAUUGCAGGUGCGAUAUGCCUCAGGACGUAAAGGUUUCCUGGGAGAGUUUGUGGACAACCUUCGUCAAGAGUUCAGUGACAAUCGGGAGCUGAAGGAGAACAUCAAAAAGUUCAGAGAUGAGGCCAAGAGGCUGGAGGAAUCAAAUGCACUCCAACAGGCACGCAGGAAAUAUAGAUCAAUAGAGUCGGAGACAGUGAGGACCUCUGAAGUAUUUAAAAAGACACUGGACUUCUCGUUGGAAUCUAUGAAGGAGGCUAUCAAGAAGGUGAGCCACACAGACAUUGGGAAGAAGAUGAAAGAAGGCGUGGAAGAAGCUGCACGCACUGCCAUGCACUCUGCUGAAACGGUCUCCAAGGGAGGAGAACGAUUGGGCAAGACCGAUGCCUUCAAGGCUAUCUCACAGGGUGUGGAGAACAUGAAGAAGGAGAUCGACGUGGGUGAUGCCGGACCGUAUAGAGCUCCUUCUCAGCUGAGGAAGAGGAGUGAUUUUUCGUCAAAAGGAGCUGCUGAUGACACUGUAGUGUUUGAGCCGAAUACGGAAAGUGUCAGUGUUGUUGUCCACAAUGACUCAAAGUGGGAACAGCAAUGGAGGGACUUCAAAGACAAUAACAUGGUUUUUAACAGGUUUUUAAACAUGAAGCUGAAAUACGAUGAGAGUGACAAUGCACUCAUCAGAGCAUCCAGAGCUGUGACUAACCUCCUUGGUGGUCUUUUCUCCAAGACGGAGAUUUCAGAGGUACUCACUGAGAUCCUGAAGGCAGACCCCAAAUUUGACAGAGAAUCUUUUCUCAAACAGUGUGAGAAAGACAUAAUCCCAAACAUAUUAGAGGCAAUGAUUCGUGGAGAGUUACAUGUAUUAAAGGAUUGGUGCUAUGAAGCGACUUACAGUCAGCUUGCCUAUCCCAUCCAGCAAGCAAAAGGUUUGGGGUUGCUGUUACAGUCCAAAGUCCUUGAUAUUGAUAAUAUUGAUUUGGCCAUGGGGAAGAUGAUGGACCAAGGCCCAGUGUUGAUCAUCACCUUCCAGGCCCAAGUCGUCAUGGUGAUUCGCAGUCCCAAAGGGGACAUAGUGGAAGGAGAUCCGGAGAAAGUGCUGAGGAUGAUGUAUGUUUGGGCGCUGUGUCGUGACCAGCAGGAGCUGAACCCCAGUGCGGCGUGGAGACUACUGGACAUCUCCGCCUCCAGCACCGAGCAGGUUCUCUAGGAAAAGAAAGCGAAGAGCAAAGUAGGGGGUGAAAAGAGACACACAAACAGAGGGAUAAGGGCAGAAGGAUAAGCCUGGAAUGCUUGCACGUACUAAUGCUGACACAAACAGACUGGUGUUAUUUUGUGUCUCUUUUUGCCAUUUCAUAGACUUUAUGUGUCGGUUUAUGAAACCAUACAGUGAGCUUCUCGCUGAGUUGACUGAGAUGCUGAAAUUAAUGACAAGAAGAGCCUAAACCAGGUGGCUACAUGGUGGACAAACUUCAAGCUGGACAGGUUUAAAAGGAAACUGCACUUCUUACCGUUCACAAUCAUUAUGAGAGAUAUGCCGACGGAUGAAUUUUUUUUAAUACAUUCUAACUUGUAGGGGUGUGGGAAAAAAAUCGAUUCGAAUUCGAAUCUCGAUUCCCACGUUGUGCGAUUCAGAAUCCAUCCAUCCAUCCAUCCAUUUUCUACCGCUUAUUCCCUUUUGGGGUCGCGGGGGGCGCUGGAGCCUAUCUCAGCUACAAUCGGGCGGAAGGCGGGGUACACCCUGGACAAGUCGCCACCUCAUUGCAGGGCCAACACAGAUAGACAGACAACAUUCACACUCACAUUCACACACUAGGGCCAAUUUAGUGUUGCCAAUCAACCUAUCCCCAGGUGCAUGUCUUUGGAAGUGGGAGGAAGCCGGAGUACCCGGAGGGAACGCACGCAGUCACGGGGAGAACAUGCAAACUCCACACAGAAAGAUCCCGAGCCCGGGAUUGAACCCAACACUACUCAGGACCUUCGUAUUGUGAGGCAGAUGCACUAACCCCUCUGCCACCGUGACGCCCUUUAUUUAUUUAUUUAUUUAUCUAUUUAUUUUUAUAAAAAAUUAAAUAAAUGUAUCUAUUUAUUUUUAUUAAAAAAAUAAAAAAUAAAUAAAUAAAAAUAAAUAGAUAAAUGUAUUUAUUUAUUUAUCUAUUUAUUUUUUAAUUAAUCAAUCCAACAAAACAAUACACAGCAAUACCAUAACAAUGCAAUCCAAUUCCAAAAGCAAACCCGACCCAGCAACACUCAGAACUGCAAUAAACAGAGCAAUUGAGAGGAGACACAAACACCACACAAAAGUAGUGAAACAAAAAUGGAUAUUAUCAACAACAGUAUCAAUAUUAGUUACAAUUUCAACACAGUAGUGAUUAAAAAUCCCUCAUUGACAUUAUCAUUAGACAUUUAUAAAAAAAAAAAUAGUGUCACAGUGGCUUACACUUGCAUCGCAUCUCAUAAGCUUGACAACACACUGUGUCCAAUAUUUUCACAAAGGUAAAAUAAGUCAUAUUUUUGGUUCAUUUAAUAGUUAAAACAAAUUUACAUUAUAGCAAUCAGUUGAUAAAACAUCGUCCUUUACAAUUAUAAAAGCUUUUUACAAAAAUCUACUACUCUGCUUGCAUGUCAGCAGACUGGGGUAGAUCCUGCUGAAAUCCUAUGUAUUGAAAGAAUAGAGAAUCCUUUUGAAUAGGGAAAAUAUCGUUUUUGAAUCGAGAAUCGCGUUGAAUAAAAUUGAUUUUGAAUCGAAUCGUGACCCCAAGAAUCGAGGGACACCCAAAGAUUCACAGCCCUACUAACUUGUAAAUAAAAGUCCGCUUACAGCAGAGCCAAUGGAAGCGCCACUAUUCCGCCCAUAAAAUCCGAUAAAUAAACAUUCAAAAAGCGCCAACAAUACUCCAUUUACAUUUUUCGACUUGUAUAUAACCAAGUAUUGGUGUUAUUGUUAUUAUAAUCACUAACGCAGACAAAUUAUUUAUAGCGGCGCCGUGAUCACUUCCUGUGUGCCUAUGUUUACAUCGAGUGGUCUGCUGCUUCCUCGCUUCCCUGCUCCCUGUACAUUUAUUUUAGACUAUAAAUCAUGCCUCUCACCUGAAAAAUAAAUGGCUGAGAAUAUAUUCCGACAAGUUGGGAUACUUUGACUGCCAUUUAGGACCUGGAACUGGCGAGGACGACAUGAAAAGUGCUUGUUUCCUCACCCCACCCUGUUUACUCGCGAGGAUUAUGAGACAUUCCUCAUCUAAAUGGGAAUAUAUGAACAUCCGAGCAGUCGGCAUCCUAAUGACAGCAGACUUUGUACAGUAAACGAUGUUUUAUUAUCAUACUUGCCAACCUUGAGACCUCCGAAUUCGGGGGUUGG
Molecule: messenger RNA, 3475 nt
Organism: Nerophis lumbriciformis (worm pipefish)
Lineage: Eukaryota; Metazoa; Chordata; Actinopteri; Syngnathiformes; Syngnathidae
Product: mitochondrial import inner membrane translocase subunit TIM44-like
Biological process (GO): protein import into mitochondrial matrix
Cellular component (GO): mitochondrial inner membrane
Molecular function (GO): protein-folding chaperone binding
Source: RefSeq, a predicted model, not a curated record